Molecule: messenger RNA, 3096 nt
Organism: Lolium rigidum
Lineage: Eukaryota; Viridiplantae; Streptophyta; Magnoliopsida; Poales; Poaceae
Exons: 10
Coding region: 58-2775 (905 amino acids)
Biological process (GO): response to endoplasmic reticulum stress
Molecular function (GO): protein binding
Source: RefSeq, a predicted model, not a curated record
CUUUGAAAUAUUGUGAAUCCCAGGGUGUUCGAAGAAAGACAGCCCCAAGAUCGUGCAAUGCAGACUGCAGUACAGACUCGUAAUCUCCGGGAAAACCAGCUAGGAGGAGUGAUCUUUGGUUGCAAGCAUGAAACAAUUGAAGAGUGCUUCAGUAAACAGCUAUUUGGUCUGCCUGCGUUGCAUUAUUCAUAUGUGAGGAAUGUGAAAGCUGGCCUACCUUUGUUUCUAUUCAAUUACACUGACAGAAAGCUGCAUGGUGUUUUUGAGGCUGCUAGUCCUGGCCAGAACUCUAUCGAUCCAUAUGCUUGGAGUAAUGAUGGCACUUUACGGACACCUUUUCCUGCACAGGUUCGUAUUUGCACAAGGACUCGCUAUUCGCCACUGCUUGAGGCCCAGUACAAAAAAGUGAUUCAAGAUAACUAUUAUACCCAUCACUACUUCUAUUUUGAGCUGGAUCAUGCACAAACUAGAGCUUUAAUUGCUUUGUUCAAGUCAGUUGGUGUCAAGCAAGUCCAAGCUGUUCCAAGCAAAAGAAGUCUAGAUGUACCUUUACAAUCAACAAGAAGGAUGACAUCAGUUAUUGCUAACCAAGAGAAAGGCACAGCCAAUUCAAAGGACAUCAAUUCAUUUCGCGUUCUGUCAAGUUCUUUACCAUCAACUAAAAGGAUGGCAUCAGUUACUCCUAACCAGAAGAAAGGCACAGCCAAAUCAAAGGACAUCAAUCCAUUUAGUGUUCUGUCAAGUUCAGCUGGAACUGUUCUAGAUGAUUGGGUUGAUUCUGACGCGGACAGUGGUAGUGGUAGUGCUAGUGCAACAUCAGAUAGCAACACUGGUGAGAAGGCAUCUGGAGAGCUAGUUUCUGACUGGGAGGAUUUGGAUGACAAUGUUCUUCAGCAGCAGUUUGGUCUUAGUUCAGAUCCAGAUGAUGUCAGUCAACAUUCCUCAUACAAAACUGUUGCUGAAGGUAUGGAGCUUAUGAAGUGCAGUCAACUGGUUGUCAAUUCUGUGAAUGGAGGAACUCACACUUCUGAUGAAGACAUGCUUGUGAACUCGCACGAUGGAAUAGGCAAUGAGGUUCAGAAUGAACCAGAUGAUGUUGCCGUACAGCUUGAAAGAUCUUCUAUCCUGAAAAAACUGAAGGAGUUGUUUGACUUACGACAGCAGGCAGCACUAUCUUCUCAGGAUUUUGCUUAUUCUAGUCCAGAUGCACAUGUACCUCAAGAAACACUGGUUAAUGCAAACCUUUCUGGUCAGGGUGAACAUGUACCUGAAGAAGCACAGGUUACUGCGAACCUUUCUGGUCAGGGUGAAUAUGUACCUGAAGAAGCACAGAUCAAUGCAAACUUUUCUAGUCAAGAUGAGCAUGUACCUGUAGAAACAUGUGUGAAUGCAAGUCUUCCUAAUCAAGGUGAAUAUGUUGCUGAAGAAACACAAGUCAAUACAAACCUUCCUCGUCAAGAAGAAUAUGUACCUGAAGAAACACAUGUCAAGGGAAGCCUUAGCAAAGACCAAUAUGUUGAUGAAGAAACACAGGUCAAUGUAGGCCUUCCUAGACAAGAUCAUUGUGUACCUGAAGAAGCACAAACCAUUGCAAGCCUUGCUCCAGGUCAUUGCAUAACUGAAGAAACACAGGCCAAUCCUAGCCUUUCGAGCAACCCAGUUUGUGCUACCGUGGAAGAUAAUACAUCUUUUGAGCAACAUGAUGGAAAGGCUGAGCUUCUACGAAUCAUCACUGUCUUAGCCAAGAAGGCUGCUGCACUGGAGAAGAAUCAGAUGAAAUCAGAUGAAGAAAUAAUUUCACUGAAGGAAGUAGUUAAAGACUCCGGAAGAAAAGUUCAGCAACUGGAAUAUCGUAUCGAUGAGUUACAAUUCAAAUUUGACUCCUCGUUGUCUCUUCAAGGAAGCAUGUGCGAUAGCCUGGACAUACCAUCAAUAUUUCUGAUCGGUGGUUAUAAUGGUGUGACCUGGCUAUCAUCUCUUGAUUCUUUUUCUCCAAAAAAAGACAUCUUGGUGCCUCUCACAUCAAUGGGUUCUCCGCGUUCAUAUGCAUCUGUUGCUGCAAUGGAAGGCUGUGUAUUUGUUUUUGGUGGUGGGGAUGGUAGUUCGUGGUAUAACACAGUGGAAUGCUAUAAUACAAGGAGUAACGAGUGGAUGAUAUGCCCCUGUUUGAACCAUGAGAAAGGAUCUCUUGCUGGAGUAAGUCUUAAUGGCAAAAUUUAUGCAAUGGGUGGAGGAGAUGGAACUCAAACUUAUUCAGAAGUUGAGAUGUUUGAUCCUUUUCUUGGGAAGUGGAUAUGCAGUCCGUCCAUGCUGCACUCUCGAUUUGCUCUAGGGGCGGCAGAAUCAAGUGGUGUCAUCUAUGCAUCUGGCGGAUUUGAUGGUAGCCAGUACUUACAGUCAGCAGAAAGGUAUGAUCCAAGGGAAGGUUUCUGGGUUCGGCUUCCAAGCAUGAAUGCAAGGAGAGGAUGCCAUGCUGUAGCUGUCUUGGGAGAAGUCCUAUAUGCUAUCGGAGGUUAUGAUGGAGACAGUAUGGUUUCCAGUGUUGAGAUCUUUGAUCCUCGCCUCAACGCCUGGAAGAUGGGCGAUCCCAUGAGCAACCCAAGAGGAUACGCCUCGGCAGUUACUUUUGAUGAUAACUUGUUUGUCCUCGGCGGUCUGCGGUCUAACGAAGCAAUACUGGACACUGUGGAGGUCUACAAUGUGAGCUCUGGCUGGUCAGUUCCAGGUUUCAGUUCAAUUGGGAAGAGAUCCUUUGCGUCAGCCAUUGUCAUGUGAUCAGGAGUACAGUGCUCAUCUCAGUCGCUUAACAUUUUACUGGUAUGCGAGGAACAGUAACCCAGUGUUCUCCGGGAAGCAGUUUUAGGGCUCAUCGUCUCACCCCUUCUUUUUUGCGCUUCGAUUGUGUACAGCCAACAACUCUGCAUGGUCCAGGGUUUUAGCAAAACUAGUUUAGUUGCGCACCUUUAACCAUGCAUUUCAAGGAAUGCACUAACAGCUGAAAUGGUCAAAUCUUAACCCUCCUUUUUGUACCUGAAAUUGCGCAUUUUAUGGAAUGCAAUACUGUUAGAAUGUUCUGGAUGCGAAUUUGAUUCUGCC